AUGUCGUGGACGACGAACCCCACUGCCCAAAGGGAUGACGUGGACGCCUGGCUCAGAGGCAUUACAGACUGCCUCACACCAAAGACAAUUGAACUGUUAUUAUUUUUAAUAAUAAUCAUAAUUCUGAGAAGAUUCCUGACACGUGAUUCAAGCCAGAACCACAACCACAUGGAACUAACCAAAAUAACCUGUUCCUUAAGUAAUGCCUUCACAGCCCAGCUGAAACUAAGCGACAAGCACAUCACCCACCUCCAAGAGGAGCUGACACGUGCCCAGAGCCGCAUAGACAAGCUGGAAGUGAAAGUCCAGGACAACUUCAAGUGUCAGACCACUGAGUUCCGGAGAGAGCUGAUGCACACUCAACACUGCACAGACCAGCUCAAAGCGAAAGCUCAAGACAAACUCAAAGUGCCUGACGAAGCGGAGCAAGAAACAAAGAAACAAGUUGACAAGCUCCAAGAAGCCCUUGCAGUCACUGAACGUGACAAACUAGAAUUAAAGACUGUCCAAAAGCACCUGGUAAACCAACUCCAGUCUGCUGAACAUCAGCUAGAGAAAUCCAAAGCUGACAUUAAAGAUAAGAACUCUGAAAUUAAUGCUCUGAAAGACCACCUGGAAAGGUGCAGCGCUGAAAUGGACCAUCUGACCCAACAGCGAGAUGACGCCAACGACGAGCUGUACGCGGUCAGAGAUGAACUCCAGCACAUUUUCCAACAGAAACCAGAGCCAAGAAGGGAGAGACCUCCCUCAGCAUCACCCCUGCUGAGCAGAACAGAAUCCUCCAUCCAAGAACUGGCAUACAGUGGAAGAAGUGAAUGGCCACAACCCAAAACGUCACCGGCCUUCACCACAGAACUCUUCCCUGCUAACAAACAAAGAGAGCUCAUCCAGGCAGACUCCAAAGCUGCACAGGGGAUGACCUUUAAAGAUCUCAACCAGCUGGUGAAGAAUAUCACUCAGUUCAACCCGAACUCCACAGAGGGUCCCGACAUCCAGACCUACAUCAGAGACAUCAACUUCCACCUAGAGGUGAGACCACAUAUGACUGACAGAGACAGAUUCUACCUCCUCAGAUCCACAUCCAGUCCAGAGGUACGAAGCUUCCUAGACAGACAACCUGCUCAUGUCAAGUCAAACUACCAGCUGCUAUGUGAGACACUGAUUAAAGAAUUCACAGGCCCAGAGUCGGAACACGGUGUGUUAAUCGCUAUGGAAACCAAACAAGGUCGACAAGAGACUCCCCAAGCCUACUACCACCGCUUUCGACAAGCCUACUUAGGUGCACAUAACAAACCCGAACUUGAAGAGGAUGUGAACUUCAAAACCCUCUUCCUGAGAAACCUGCACCCCGGAUUGAGUCAUCAUCUUGGCAUCAUGGCCUGCCCAGGCACAAUGACAAUUCAACAGCUACGUGACCUGACACACAAGGCCUACAUCAAACAAAAGAUGAACUCAAAGAAAGGUUUGAAAACAUCCACAGUGUCAAACUCCAUCAGCCAAGACACAAGCCUUGCACUGGAAGACACCCAGUGGCAUGACAAUAUCACAGUCCUUCGUAAGGAGCACAGAGAACGUGACUCCCAUGUCGCUGACACCUACUACACUAACCGCAUGGAAAUGCCAUGGGACCAGCCACGCUUCUCAAGUAACCCACAAGAAGGAAACCACUGGAAACCUAACUGGACAUCCAAAGGCCAUCAACCAAGGCAUCCAAAAGCACUCCAUGUGGGUACUCAACAACGAAACCCACCUUGGCACCACUCAGUUAAACACAGCACUGAGUAUGCCCAAGAACCAGACAGUUUACCCUCAGAAGACACGGAGCAACUAAUGAGGCAACUGAAAGUUUUCAUCGGAAAUGAGAACAAAGUGGCCUCUCACAGUCAACCACUGACGAACACCCAGAGGUACCAGAAAACACCAUCCUGGCUACCCAUCACUCAUAAAGAAACCACCAAACGAGCUCCAAACUCAAGAACCACGUGUGUGCUACAGCAACAACAGUAUGCACAGAAGGUCAGAAAGUCUGUCACAACCAGAAGGCAUCAUCGGAGGAAUGCAACAACGGAGACCAAGUUUCGCACUACAUCUUCACACAUCCGUGCCAAACUACCUCCCAAUGUCUGCCAGAGAACUUCCUGCCUUACUGGAUUGACCCCCAGCAGCUCACAGAAGAGCCCUUUUCCAAGGCAAAGAUGCAACAAGCUCAUCAAAGCUAAGCCAUCAAGCAAAAGGGGGGAGCAAAACAGACUGAGACAGAUCUGA
Rhinichthys klamathensis goyatoka is the source of this 2265-nucleotide messenger RNA. RefSeq lists its product as uncharacterized. The transcript has 2 exons. NCBI's taxonomy places the organism in Eukaryota, Metazoa, Chordata, Actinopteri, Cypriniformes, Leuciscidae. The coding region runs from base 1 to 2265 and encodes 754 amino acids. The record is from RefSeq and is a predicted model, not a curated record.